Molecule: messenger RNA, 916 nt
Organism: Acomys russatus (golden spiny mouse)
Lineage: Eukaryota; Metazoa; Chordata; Mammalia; Rodentia; Muridae
Gene: Ly6g5b
Product: lymphocyte antigen 6 family member G5B
Exons: 3
Coding region: 254-841 (195 amino acids)
Cellular component (GO): external side of plasma membrane
Source: RefSeq, a predicted model, not a curated record
UGAGGACCAACCCUGCUGUGUAGGUGGACAACAGGUAGUGCCAGCGACAGUCACUAACCCACGGUCCUUGAUAAAGAGCCAGCUGUGGCCAUGUGGGAAGCAGGCAUCGUGGGUGAGGACCUGCCGUCCUUCCUGCCACCAGAUAACUCCCUCCUCUGGUCAGGAGCCUGCCUCCGGGUGGAGUCAGCUCGCAGCCAGCACUCUCUGCCACUCUGCAUCCACGGGUGAAAGUGGGGCUUGUGGGUACCCCGCAAUGAAGGCCUGUGUGCUUGUAGGUGUGCUCAUCAUGGUGGGCUUCGCCACAGGGAAAGCUCCAGUUCCUAACAACGUCCGCACCUGCCACUUGUGCCUCUUAGAAGACCCUUCGCUGGGCUGCAUUUCUGGCUCACAAAAGUGUACCGUCAGCAGUUCGUCUCCGUGCAUGGUGAUCGCCAUCUACCGGAGUGUCAAGGUUCGCUUCCACGUACGCGGCUGUGGACAGCACAAUUCCUACCGCUGUCAAGAAGUGCACAGGACCAUCCACUCAGGCUACCACUACAGGGCCGACUGCUGCCAGUAUGACUACUGCAACUCCUGGUCCUCUCCCCAGCUCCAGAGCACGGUGCCUGCGCCCCUGAGGAGACAUCUGGUCCUGCCCAUGUCAGAGUCCCAGAAACAGCACUUCUACCAGGCCCUGAACCUGUCCCUGCCCCUGCCUGCCUUCCGAGCUCAUGGGGACUCUGAGGGCCCAGACCCUCUCAGGCUGCCCCUGGAGCUGGGCUUGUCCAUGGCUGACCUGCGCCAAAUAUACUUGUUCCUCAACAGUUCAGGACUCCUGGUUCUUCCCCAGGCUAGACCCUGACACUAGUUCUUCCCCAGGUUAGUCCCUGACACAUUCCCCUUCCCACAUCCUGCUCUGCGGUCCCUCUGAUCUUGU